AUGUUAUCAAGCACAAAGUCAAUCGUUAGAUUCUAUAGCACCUUGAGAUCAUACUCAACUUCAAAGGUAGUUGCUUCUGCCAAGGAGGCAGUUGCUGACAUGAAGGACGGUUCAAAGCUGUUGGUCGGUGGAUUUGGUCUCUGUGGUAUCCCAGAGAACUUGAUCAAUGCAGUCAAGGAGAAGGGUGUCAAGGACUUGACGAUUGUCAGUAACAAUGCUGGUGUCGAUGACUUUGGUUUGGGACUGCUGCUCAAGUCUCGUCAGGUCAAGAGAAUGAUCUCAUCGUACGUCGGUGAGAAUGCCGUGUUUGAGUCACAGUACCUCAAGGGUGAGCUGGAGGUCGAGCUCACACCACAGGGCAACCUGGCCGAGCGCUGUCGCGCUGGUGGCGCCGGUAUCCCCGCCUUUUACACACCCACCGGUGUUGGCACGAUCCUCGUCGAGGAGGGUGGCUUCCCCAUCAAGUUCGCCGCUGACGGCUCGGGCAAGGUGGAGAUCAUGAGCAAGCCCCGUGAGGUCCGCAAGUUUGACGGCAGGACCUACGUGCUCGAGGAGGCAAUCACUGGAGACUUUGCACUGGUCAAGGCCUGGAAGGCCGACACUCGUGGCAACCUGGUGUUCAGAAACACCGCCAGGAACUUCAACCCACCAAUGGCCACCGCCGGCAGGAUCACCAUUGCCGAGGUGGAGGAGAUCGUCGAGGCUGGCGAGCUGAAGCCAGACGAGAUCCAUCUCUCUGGAAUCUACGUGGCCCGCGUCAUUAAGGGUCCAUCCUACGAGAAGCGCAUCGAGCGUCUCACCCUGGACCAGAGCGGCGCCCCCGCCUCUGCCGACAAGAAGCCAAAGAACGAGGCUGCUGUCAAGCGUGAGAAGAUUGUGCGUCGUGCCGCACUCGAGUUCAAGGACGGCAUGUACUGCAACCUCGGCAUUGGCAUGCCAACAUUGGCCAGCAACUACGUGCCAAAGAGCAUCAGAAUCGAGCUUCAGAGUGAGAAUGGACUGUUGGGCAUGGGUCCAUUCCCCAAGCCAGGCAAGCAGGAUCCAGAUCUGAUCAACGCCGGCAAGGAGACAGUCACCACUAUCCCAGGCUCGUCGAUCUUCUCCUCGUCCGACUCGUUCGCCAUGAUCAGAGGUGGCCACGUCGACCUCACCAUCCUCGGAGGUAUGGAGGUGUCUGUCAACGGAGACCUGGCCAACUGGGUCAUUCCAGGCCAGAUGGUCAAGGGACCAGGUGGCGCCAUGGAUCUCACCGCAAGUGGAUCGCGCGUCGUCGUCACAAUGGAGCACACAUCAAAGAAUGGCAAGCCAAAGAUCUUGGACAAGUGCACUCUGCCACUGACUGGCAAGGGUUGUGUCAACCGUAUCAUCACAGAGCUGGCCGUCUUUGACGUCGAGCAAGGCAAGGGACUCGUACUCAUCGAGAUUGCUGAUGGCACCACCGUCGACCAACUCAAGGCUGUCACUGGUUGUCCAUUCACUGUCUCACCAAACCUCAAGCCAUUGCAACAAGUUUCAUUGGACUAA
Molecule: messenger RNA, 1524 nt
Organism: Acytostelium subglobosum LB1
Lineage: Eukaryota; Evosea; Eumycetozoa; Acytosteliales; Acytosteliaceae
Exons: 3
Coding region: 1-1524 (507 amino acids)
Biological process (GO): ketone body catabolic process
Molecular function (GO): succinyl-CoA:3-oxo-acid CoA-transferase activity
Source: RefSeq, a predicted model, not a curated record